Messenger RNA from Wyeomyia smithii (pitcher-plant mosquito), 1998 nucleotides. RefSeq lists its product as uncharacterized. Lineage: Eukaryota; Metazoa; Arthropoda; Insecta; Diptera; Culicidae. The transcript is spliced from 3 exons. Gene Ontology annotation, molecular function: protein binding. The coding region runs from base 332 to 1612 and encodes 426 amino acids. The record is from RefSeq and is a predicted model, not a curated record.
AGUAACCACUCAGUACGGUUUUGCUAUUCACCGGGAGCACACAUUCAUCAUUCCGGAUCAAUUAUCGAAAAUAAAAACUCAUUUCUGUGUUAUUUGUGAACAUAAAUUUAGAUUUGAUUGUGAAUUUCUCAUAGCACUGCCAGGUUGGAAGAUAAUGAUAACAUGAUAUUGCUCGAUGUGUUCUUUAGAAAUGAAAACAACAACUAUCAUGUGAUGUAUAAUAAUAUGAAUUUCAGUCUAUCAUCGCUUUCUAUCCAUGCGUGUGGAUUUGUAUUUUACAUCUGAUAGCGAGCGUCCAGGCGUAGUCUAGGCCGUACGCCGUUCGCGUCCAAUGGCUUAUUUCGAGCUACUUCCUAAUGAGAUUCUGGAGAACAUUUUCCAGUAUAUGAAUUUCAAAAACCGUAGAAAGCUGUCCCCUGUUUGUACUCGCUGGAAUAAUGUCCUUUUUUCGGAUCAAUAUCUGCGCAAAAAUGUCGUCUUCCACAUUGACGGGUGCCGAAUGCUGGACGCAAAGAUGAUCCUCACCAGGACGUAUCCUGCUUUGUCGCUGAAAGUAGACAACCAAUUCUCGAACGAAAUGCUGAAAAAUCUUCGGCUCAUCAAUAGUUUCAGCCCAAAACCAACGUUUUUACGUUUAGAAAAUCGAAACGCUGAUCAUCACUUGGGCUGGAUUUUGGAUGGUGUUUUCUUCAGCUUGGAAGAUGUCACUCAACUGCAUCUUUUGGGAACGUGCAAGACGGAACGAGGAGUGUGUUUUGUGCUUCUGAAUAACUUGAAAGUACUGAAAAUAGAAGCUGUUCACGUUGAGUUCUUUAGAGUUGGUGCUCCUAAUUUAACCGAGCUUCAGGUACUGGUGCGCUCCGAAGAUCACAUGGAUUUACUGCACCAAUUCGCUGACCAACUAACUAAGCUGACGGCAGUUUUCGACUCGAAGGAUGGAUACUAUUUCUACAAUUUGAAGUUUCCCCAACUAACAGAUCUCACUGUUGAACGAAGCUUGAAAGGGAUGAUCAAAAGCGAACAAGAUAUUAGUAUAGCGUUCUUCAGGCGGCUCAAACAGCUCACAAAGUUACGUUUAUCGUUUAAGUUUAUCGAUAGUUAUGUCAUGCAGGAAAUCUAUGAGAGCGUCCCGAAUUUAGUUGAACUGCAGCUGGAAGUAUGUGAGGGCACCAUAGAGCUAUCGAAUAUUAGUAAAUUAAUCCAUUUAAAAAAGUUGACCAUCGCUGCGGAGAAAGUUAACUUAUUGAACACGAAACCUCCCAACCUGAAGCACUUGACGUUGGGUUCCGCAAUAACGGGGGCUGGCACCUUUGUGUAUGCUUUCGAAAAUAUAAUGCUGCUGGAUAAUCUGCGAUCGCUGACACUACAUAAUGUGAAAUUUUAUCCCGAGGUGCUCAAGUUAACUCCGACCUACAAUGUGGUAACCAUGUCCAUCACGCACUACAAACGACUACUGGAAAACCAUCUUCAGAUAAUCGUGAAAAGAUUUCCUGCUUUACAACAUCUUAAAAUAGCGGACUGUCCAGGAUUCACACAGCGGGAGAUAGACAAAAUAAAGCGAAUGAAUCCCAGGAUGUUUAUUUCAUUUGAUGAAGUUCGAUUUCAGUUAUAAAUUGAAGUUUUGUUUUAAUGUUUAUAAAUUUUUAUUGCAACCUAAACAAACAUAUGUGUAACAUAAAAAGCCUGCAUCAGAUCCAUCGAACAUUGAGUACCUUCUGAGUUGUAACUAUACUAAAAUAAUACUUAAGUUUUUUUGUUUAACACAGCUUUAAUCACUCGCUCGCUGAAAAGCAACUAAUGCCAAGAAAACUUGUUCGAGAGAAGUUUGCCCUAGGGCGUAGUCCUCGAUGUUGUACUGGCUCUUCGCCUGCUCCAUCAGGCCAAACAUCGAAGACCAUGUUAAGGAUGUUUUGGUAAUGUGAUACGAUAAGUAAUCUUGGUACUGUUCUCUGUAAAUAUAAAAAGGUAAGAUUAAAAUCCUGUGAGUUCAUGUUAUAA